This is a messenger RNA of Culex pipiens pallens (northern house mosquito), 1856 nucleotides long. Its product is annotated as homeotic protein female sterile-like. The transcript has a single exon. Bases 101 to 1747 code for a protein of 548 amino acids. The record is from RefSeq and is a predicted model, not a curated record. NCBI's taxonomy places the organism in Eukaryota, Metazoa, Arthropoda, Insecta, Diptera, Culicidae.
UGUUCCUUGUUACUCGCGGUUUAAGCUCGAUUACGAUACGUGUUCGCUUGAGGUGUAGUUCGGCACAGUUUCAGAAGUGAUUCGAAGGACUGUACUAGCUAUGAAACUAGCUAUAGUGUUGUGUGUUUUGGGCACGGCCCUCGCUUUGCCCGAUGGAUACCAUUACGAUCCUCCUGCAGUGACUAGUACCUUGUAUUUCCCUUCAAUCCCUGAGGAUGAUUGUGAACAGCCGGCGCAGCUGCCGGAAGUGACGUACCAGAAAGAGCUGCCAACCUACACUCAGCACACCUCGCACGUGUACACUGCUCCAGUGAAACAACAGGUGCAGGUUCUUCAACCGCUGAAGACCCAUGUUACUUACGAAAAAGAACAAGUCCAAAACGUGUGGGGUUCAUCCGGACAGCAAGCUCAGAGCACUGUUUGGGGAUCGCUCGGAUCGUUGCAAAAGAUCGAACCAGCGCCACAGAAGGUUCAACAGUUGAACCUCUGGGACACUAGCAAGCAGCAGCAACAACAACAGCAACAGUCUAGCUCGUGGGGAGUUUCGUCGAGUUCAAACGCUAACGCAUGGAGUUCUGCUUCCCAACAGCAAGAACAGUCCAGCAUUUGGGUAAAGCCACAACAUCAUAUCGAGGAAGUUUUCAAGCACGUGUACGUUCAUGUCCCGCCAGAGGACAAGGAAGAGUACCAGCCACCACAAAUUAUCCAGCCAGUUGCCCACAAGCAGAAGCACUACAAGAUUAUCUUCAUCAAGGCUCCCAGCCCUCCAUCGCCCAAGUCGGUUGUCGUGCCUCCUCAGCCACAAAAUGAAGAGAAAACGAUUGUGUACGUCCUGCACCAGAAGCCGGAACACCGUCAGGAAGUGAUUGUGCAGAAACCGGAACCAGCGAAGCAGAACAAGCCUGAAGUAUUCUUCAUCAAGUACAAGAACCAGAAGCAACAAGUUAAAAAAGAAGUGAAAUAUGUUUCGUCUACGGCUGCUCCAGCUUCCUGGGAAGCUAAGUCCAGCAGUGGUUCCAGCAGUUAUUCCUCCGGUGCUUCUUCUGGAUCAAGUUACUCGUUUGUCAGCAGCACCGCGGCUCCGGUCGUGUACUCUACCGCAGCUCCCGUUGUAAAAAUUGUUGAGUCCGCUCCUGUUUCCUACUCCAGCUCGUCCAGCAGCAGCAGCAGCAGCAACACCGGAUACUCCGGUGGAGAUUCUGGAAGUUAUUCCUUUGUCAGCAGCACCGCAUCCCCGAUCGCUUACACCACCGGACACAGCGUGAAGGUUGUUGAAACCGCACCAAUCAGCACUGGAUACGACUACUCGUCCAACCAGGGAAGUUCCGGCAGUAGCUACAGCAGCUUCUCAAGCGGAAGUGGGGCCCAAUCUAGCGGCUACGAAAGCUAUGUCGAUCUCGGAAACUCUGGUUACUCGGGAUUCACCAGUGGUGGAAGCGGUCUGGGAGUGAUCAACGUUGGUGCUAACGAUUACUCUGCUUCAAUCUCCAGCAGCACGGUUGCGCCGAUUGCCAAGAGCUCUUCUUACGUCAGCACGACUCCACAUAGCAUCGUAAGCAGCACGAUCGGUUUUGGAGGAGAACUCUCUGUCCGGAACUCCGGAAGCAGUGGAUAUUCGCAGCGGUCAAGCGGACGCAGCCGUGGAACCACCAUCGGCACGACCAAGAAACCUUGCCGUCGUUGCGGUAGCUCGACCAGCGCACCACUCGUUGUUCACGAAAACACGUACACCUCCAACGUGUACUAGAGGGAAAGCCGAAAAACAAAUUAAAUGUGUUUAGCAACAUUUUGUUUAUAGUAAGUUGAUUCAAUAAAUCGCCUAGGUAAUAAAGAAGCUAUAUAGUUGUGUAACGUGA